Molecule: messenger RNA, 3027 nt
Organism: Triplophysa rosa
Lineage: Eukaryota; Metazoa; Chordata; Actinopteri; Cypriniformes; Nemacheilidae
Gene: pus7l
Product: pseudouridine synthase 7 like
Exons: 7
Coding region: 244-1845 (533 amino acids)
Biological process (GO): pseudouridine synthesis
Cellular component (GO): nucleus
Molecular function (GO): RNA binding; pseudouridine synthase activity
Source: RefSeq, a predicted model, not a curated record
GAAGUGAAGUUAAAUAAACACUGAACACGGGUGAGUAGAAGCAGUAUUAUUUUUUUGCGCAUUUUGCUCCAAGUUCUAUUAUGAUUUACUUAGAGUAAAUGUGCUUUUGUAACUAGAAUAAUGUCUUAUUUUACGUGUUACGUCGAGACGCAGUGUGCAGCUCGUUUGCAUUAGCCUGUGUUCAGAAAUAAUUAAAAGGGCUAUAAAGUAACUAAAUCGCCUUUUUCGUCUAGGAAUUACAAAAUGGAGUGGGAGACUCUUCCGUUCUUUAUAUCGGACCUUGAAGGUUUCCAUGGGACUAUUAAAACGUCACACAAAGACUUUGUGGUUACGGAGAUAGACACUUAUGGACAACUUGUUACAAAUCCUAAUAUUCAAGGAACGCAGACAAAAACAGUAUAUCAAGGAACGAUUAAAGAUGUUAAAUCAAAACAAACUAAACCAGAUGAAAUCGACAUUUCUAAUCCGGAUUGCUUUAAUUUAAAUGUUAUCCUCAAUCCAUCUGUGUACAAAGAGUUAGAACACUUUACUAAUAAAAUAAGAACGAAAACCAGCCCAUGUAAAGGCGAACAGGAAAUCGUGGAGUUGUCAUUGGGCACUUUUGCUGAUAAGAACCUCAGAGCUGUCGUUCACAGAGCAGUACGACAAACCUUCCCUUUCCUUCAGACUGUGACCAACCAAUCAGAGAUUCGUGUAAGAGAGGACCAGGAUUUUAAGGAGCUCUCAAAGUCGUCCUCUGAAGGAGAAGCUGAGGAGUUCUUCAGGUUCAUCGAUGCCAAAGUACCUGGUUCUGCAUUCACCUUUUUGCCUGAUGAUAGCAAGGAGCACCGGACUUCAGUUCACCAUUUUGUCAGCUUGCGUUUUGGGAAACUUGUUGAAACCAAGAGCUUUACAGACCAGAAUAAAACCUCCAUUACUGUGAGGCUGAGGGAUAAGAGCAAGCAACCCAAGAAGAGAGGGAUAGCAGACUGUCAAGAAGAAGUGGUGACAUUAUACACAGCUUUCACACUGCAAAAAGAGAACCUGGAGACCUUGGAGGCCAUCAGCUACAUGUCUUUGGUGCUCGGAGUGAUUCCGUCCGAUUUUACCUAUGCAGGAAUCAAAGACAAGAAAGCAGUCACUUACCAGUCCAUGGUGGUGAAAAAGAUCUCUCCUGAACAGUUGUUGGAGAAGGCUGCAGAGUUUGAGAGAAGGGGAAUGAAGAUCUCACGUAUCCACCCCGUCUGUGAACCCCUCAAGCUUGGUAGACUGCAGGGAAAUCACUUUGAACUUGUUAUAAGAGACCUGAAACCUCACGGGAAACAUGAACUUGCAAUGUUAGAAGAGCUUAUACGAGAAGCAGUGGAACAUGUAAAGAACAGCGGUUUCGUGAAUUACUACGGACCCCAGCGAUUUGGCAGCAGAACAUGUGUCCAAGCAGACCAAAUAGGGCUCGCACUUCUGAAGGAAGAAAUGGAAACUUCUGUUAAGCUGUUUUUCACCCCAGAGGAUAGUGACAACCUCCAAAACAAGGCAAAGCAGCAUUUUCUACUGACAGGGAAUGCCAAGGAGAGCUUAGCACUGAUGCCAGCUUACAAAGCCAGAGAGCGACUCAUGCUCCGCGCACUCCAUCGGUACGGGAGCGGACGUGAAGGAUGCAUACGCGGCUGGCUCAGUUUGCCCCAUGCCAUGAGGCUCUUUUACUUGCACUCUUACUGCAGCAGAGUCUGGAACGAAGCAGCCGCGUACCGGCUACAAAAACUGGGCUUCAAGGCUGUCCAGGGAGAUCUGGUGUGGUCUGGAUCUGAAAGAGGAUGCAAGAACACGACAGAAGAUGAACUGAAUGCUCGACAGAACACAAAAUAAUAUUUGGAUGAAAGUUGGUAACCAAACAGCACUGGCUCCCAUUCACUUCUACUGUAUGGACCCAAAACCAAUGCAAGUCAAGGGGGGCCAGUAAACAGCAUUCUUCAAAAUAUCUUUUGUGUUCUGCGGAAGAAAGUCAUACAAUUUGAGGGUGAGGAAAUGACAGAAUUUUUAUUUCCGGGUGAACGAUCACUUUAAGUGCAAAUUUACUAGAUGUAUGCACAUGGCUACAAGGUUUAAUUCAUUGUCAGAGUCAUAUUGAGAAAAAGCUCAAUUUAAAACUUACAUUUAACCUAAACCAGCAAUGAAUGUCUUAGCAAACACUUACCUAGUUCAAAAAUGGCAACAUCUGUUAAUAAGAAAAUCACAGAUACUACCUACAAUUUAAAAAAUAGCAUUUGUCAGUGAUACCUGUGUUUGUUCCACCAUAAUAAGGUAAUAUGAUUAAGCACAGGUAAUAUAGUCACAUAAAAUGUGUAAUAUUAAGUUAAUUUGGAGGAAAAUACUUAUCUUUUCACCAUUUUGAAGCACACCAGCAGCCAUCCCACAUGAACCAUGUUACACAGCAGCCACCUGAGCAAGGCUAUUUAAAUGCUGGAGGUACAGGUAGCAUGCAAGCUCAUUGGCUGACAAAUUACACAAAUAACCUAUCAUAUUGCACCAUGAUAGAUGAUUGGCUGACAGAAUGCAAGUAGAUAUACCCUUUCAGGUUACUCUGUGUAGGUUUAAAGUGAUUGGCUGAGAGAUUAUGUAUUAAGAGCUUUUAGUGCUGUGCUUUCAUGUCUGAACUUCAAUCAUAUUUUAUAUAAUAGAAACGAUAUGUUUUUUAUGUCAGUCAGUAUAUCAUAAAUUCUAAAUUCAUAUGUGUGUGUGAUGUCACAGUCAGUAAAUGCACAAGUGUUAUAAUUUAUUUCUCUGUUCUGGAGGUUCAAGUGGUGACUGCUGAAGAGGAGAUGGAUGAUGUUUUCCCAUUAGAACAAGUAAUGUCCAGAUGAUUUUCCUGUAAUAAUAUCUGCUACAUAAUCUGCUCAAUAAUAUGUUAUGUUUUGUCUGCUGGCUGUUUAUAGGUGAUUCUGACAAUGCCGGGAAAUAAUGUCAAGUACCCAGAAAACCUGCUGGGGAAAUGGUAUGAGGACAGAUUGGCCCAGGAUGGCUUGGGGUCAUGCCGUUUCAGAGUGACUC